AUGCGGCUCUAUGAGCUACUUCAGAUGGAAACAUGGGAGGGACACGGAUUCGCGGGAGUUGCUGAACUCAAGGGAGGCAGUUCAAACCAUCGGGGUGGAGAUCUAUCUACUUCCAGAGAAGGUGGAGGGAAUGGACAGGAUUCUAUUAAUGAAGGUACUUCAGUUGGCCUUUCUGUCUCAGGGCAAAGGCACGGUACAAGGACAUCUUUGAUAGGCUCAAAGAUUAGAAGAAUGUACCGGAAACAGAAGUCUCUAAGGAAGAAGCUAUUUCCUUGGAGUUAUGAUUGGCACAGAGAAGAUACCUAUGUUGACGAGAGAAUGGUGGAGUCCAUGGGACCUAUUAGGAGAUGCAGAUCUGGAGUUGUCGAUCAUGGUGCUGUUUUAGGAGCAAUGGCUAGAGCUCUUGAAAGUACUGAAGAUGCAUAUAUGGAAAUGGUGGAGAUGUCUCGUGACACAAAUCCAGAGCUUGCUUUGAUGGGAUCAUGCGUCCUGGUGAUGCUAAUGAAGGAUCAGGAUGUGUAUGUCAUGAACCUUGGUGAUAGUCGUGUGAUCUUGGCACAAGAAAGGCCUAGUGAUCGCCAACCUAAUCCCAAUUUUGCAAAGGAUGAUCUAAGGCAUAGGAACAGGUCCAGAGAAUCACUAGUGCGAAUGGAGCUGGACAGAAUAUCCGAGGAGUCUCCAAUGCAUAAUCAAACCAGUCAGGUUAAUAUGAUAAAUAAGAACCGGGACAUCUCAAUGUGCCGAUUAAAGAUGAGGGCAGUUCAACUUUCAACUGAUCACAGCACAAGUGUUGAACAGGAAAUUUUAAGGAUAAAAGCUGAACAUCCGGAUGACAGUCAAGCUAUUCUAAAUGAUCGAGUGAAAGGCCAACUUAAGGUGACCAGAGCAUUUGGUGCUGGGUUCUUGAAGAAGCCAACUUGUAAUGAAGCUCUGCUAGAAAUGUUUCGGAUUGAUUAUGUAGGAACUGCUCCAUAUCUGAGCUGUAUCCCUUUUGUUCUUCACCAUCGGCUAACCUCAAGCGACCGAUUCCUGGUACUAUCUUCUGAUGGGCUUUAUCAAUAUUUCAGCAAUGAAGAGGUAGUUGCCCAUGUCACAUGGUUCAUGGAAAAUGUGCCAGAAGGUGAUCCUGCACAAUAUCUCAUUGCGGAACUUCUAUUCCGAGCAGCCAAAAAGAAUGGAAUGGAGUUUCAUGAUUUGCUUGAUAUUCCUCAGGGGGAUGGAGGUAAAUAUCAUGAUGGUUCUGUCAUGGUAGUUUCCUUGGAGGGUAGGAUUUGGAGAUCAUCUGGAUGAUUUCUUUUUUUGGUUUUUCAUAUUUGCAUAUUGUUGAGCGUUGUAACCAUUUUCAAGCAAGGGGUAAAUCAUCUAUUUUGGAAAUGAGAAUCUCAGUCUUUACAAUU
Carica papaya (papaya) is the source of this 1397-nucleotide messenger RNA. Lineage: Eukaryota; Viridiplantae; Streptophyta; Magnoliopsida; Brassicales; Caricaceae. The record is from RefSeq and is a predicted model, not a curated record.